AUGGAGACCUACCACGGACACGUUCGCACGCCAAACGAUGCCAUUAUCUUGUUUGAGGCCUGCCGCAUCGGUAUACUACCGCGAGUGCAGCGCCGCCUAUCUGAGAAGGAACGCCAGCAAAUCAAGUCAGGCUCGGUAUUUGUAUGGGACGAGCGCGAGGCUGGUAUGAGGCGGUGGACUGACGGAAAGUCAUGGAGUGCGAGUCGCGUGUCAGGCAGCUUCCUCACAUACCGAGAGAUGGAAGGCAAACGAGGAGGCAGCGCAGUACCCACAGCCCCAGUAGCGAAGAGAGCGAGCGGGAAAUCACCAGACGGCUCAGGUUCUGGCGACUCGGAAGGUGAGGGUCCAGACGGCUAUCGGUACAAGCCCGAUGGUCUCAUGAAGCAGUCCUUCAGCAUCACCACCCAGAGCGGACAACACCUGCACCUCAUCAGCUACUACUCGCGAUCAAAUUCCAACAACCUCCCACAACCCACCAACGAUGCGCAACUGCGACACAUCCGCCCACCCAAGAACAUGUACCCGGAGUCGGCAGUCAACGAAACCCAGACCGUGCCUGCUGUAACUCGUGGGCCCAUGCCUGGCUCACCAUACAGCGCACCCGGACAUAGCAUGCCACCUUCAUCGCCAUACACUCGUGGUGGUCCUGUCGCCCCAAUGUACGCGGUCCCAGUAUAUCCUCCGACGCCACCAAAUGGCACGCCUCCGCUAUACUAUUCCCAGCAUCCGUACUUCUACCCUGGUGUCAUCUACGCGCAGCCCCAAUAUCAUCCGCAACACGUCUUCGACCGCCCACCGCCACCAAUGGCCCAUCCUCACGCCCCCCAAGGUCACCACCCCAUGCUAAUGCAGCACCCCGCCUACGCAGCGCAUGCUGCACACACUGCUCAGCAAUACAUGGCGACACCACCCAUGCGCCAUCCUUCCACAGCUGAGCAGGCUCAACACCAACACCAACACCUUCAGCGUUCCAGUGCACCUGCACCUCCCCCUGCGCCCGCACCAGUGAUUCCUGAGCAAGGUCCACAGCUUCCCGCUAUUAAUGGUGCCGCCGCUGUCUCUGCAGGUGCGAAUAAGCCACCGACUCCAGAGCCUUCCGAUAAGUCCGAGUCCCGAGCAGCCGAGUCAAAUAGCACAGCCACAGCCGCAGUAUCGAGACCGCUUCCUACACUGGGAUCACUCCUCAACGGCGAGAACCAGGAUAAGGAGAACCAGAACAACAGCCGUUCCGGUAGUCGCAGUCCUAACACUGCAACAAGAUUCCCGCGAGACUUGGCACCGGAACGACUUGCUAAGAACAGCACUGCUGCCGAUAGCAGCGCAUUGAACAAGCUUAACAGCGUGUUUGUGCGAUCAUAG
Messenger RNA from Alternaria atra, 1359 nucleotides. RefSeq lists its product as uncharacterized. NCBI's taxonomy places the organism in Eukaryota, Fungi, Ascomycota, Dothideomycetes, Pleosporales, Pleosporaceae. Gene Ontology annotation, molecular function: DNA binding. The coding region runs from base 1 to 1359 and encodes 452 amino acids. The record is from RefSeq and is a predicted model, not a curated record. The transcript has a single exon.